This is a messenger RNA of Miscanthus lutarioriparius, 633 nucleotides long. NCBI's taxonomy places the organism in Eukaryota, Viridiplantae, Streptophyta, Magnoliopsida, Poales, Poaceae. The record is from the annotation of a GenBank genome assembly.
AUGGGCGAUGUGACGACGACGCUGCUCUGCAACGCCGUGCCCGUGCGCGCGCGGUGCUCCUGCACGCUCCUCGCGCUGCUGCUCUGCUUCCAGCUCCUGCACACAUCGUCGCAGGCCUUCAAGCUGCGCGGAGGCGUGGGCGGCGGCUACGAGGAGAAGGUCCCGCUGGCCGUCAUCGUGCCGGACCCGUCGCCGGAGCUGUCGGGACUGUCUCCGUCCCCACUCGCCGCGCCGCCGCCGGUCCACGGCGGCGGCGGCGACGACAUGCGGCCCAGGCUGCCGACGGAGCGGUCGUGGCGCCGGGGCAGGGGAGAGGUUCGGCGCGCCGCGCACCCGCCGGAGGCCACGGCCGAGCGCGAGGCGCCCGCGGCGGCGUCGGCUGGCCCCGCCAGAGCCCCUACCACCGCCGGGGCGCCGGCGCCGGACUCCGGUAGCGGCCGCGGCACGGCGUUCAUCAGUAGCAGCCCCGCCGUGGCGGUCCCGCGCGGCGUCACGGACACGGCCACCAUCCUGCCCAUGCCCGCGCCCGGAGAAAAGCGGCAGGAGGUUGGAGCCGCCAGUUCGGUUGAAGCCGCCUGUGUAAUGCCGCUGCUGCUGGGGCUUAUGGUGAUGAUGGCGUCUUUUGGGAUUUAA